Molecule: messenger RNA, 4506 nt
Organism: Closterium sp. Yama58-4
Lineage: Eukaryota; Viridiplantae; Streptophyta; Zygnematophyceae; Desmidiales; Closteriaceae
Source: the annotation of a GenBank genome assembly
AUGGCUGGACCUGAAGAAAGGGGUGACAGAGUGUUCGGGCUCGACAAGUUCAACGGCGACAACUUUGCUGAGUGGUCCUUCAGAAUGGAGAACGUGUUUGACCACUAUGACCUGCUGGAGGUGAUGGAAGGAACAGAGAAGCGUCCCGAGAACGACCCGGAGAAGAGCCUGUGGGUGCGGAAGAGCGCACAAGGCUAUCUCCUACUUGGGCAAGCGUUGGGGAGCAACCAGAUCCGUCACAUCAAGCCUUUCCAGCGUGAACCAGAGAAGGGACCUAAAGCAUGGGCUGCUCUCAAGGGUGUACACGCUCCUGCAACAGCGGCGGUAGCUGUGGUGUUGGAACGGCAAAUGGCGACGCUACGAAUUGAAGAAGAUGAACCCGUGGAAGACGGGGUGCAGAAAUUCUUCGACUUGUUGACGCGGCUUGAGGGAGCUGAUUUGAACUACAGUGAGCUCCAGAAGAAGACCAAGUUGCUGGCCCUACUCCCCGAAUCGUGGUCCUCACUCAUCAUCAACUUGAACCGUGAUCUGCCCCGUCUCUCGCUUGAAGACGUGAAGCGCGCAAUCCUACAAGAGGACUUCCGCCGCCGUGAGUUGGCGAGUGCGGAUGGCGCUGGGGCAGCAAGCGUCGGCCGUGGAUAUGGCCGAGGAAGAGGCAGAGGACGAGGGGGAGGAAGAUUUGGUGGCAGCAACUUCGGCGGAGGCCGCGGGAGUGGCGGAUACGGCAGCGACGACAAGAGCUAUGGGCGCGGUCGCGGACGAUUUGACGGCGAAUGUCACUAUUGCCACAAGAGCGGGCACAUGUGGUGCGAUUGCUACAAACUCCCUGAUGGAUGGACCCCUGCUCAAGACCAAGAGGGUAGAGGAGCAGGAGGAGGGAGAGGCAGAGGCCGUGGAGGCCGUGGCGGUCGCGGAGGUGGAGCCGCGAACAUGAAGAGUGGAGAUAAAGACAACGACCCGAGCGACGAUCGGUACCCGGGUCUAUUCUACUUCGUGUCGACGCAAGUACCAGCUGGUCCAGAGAAGGAUGAAGGCUUUGAGGAGCCUGCUGCUGUGGGGAAAGUGACCCUACACCCCCUGGACUAUUGGGUGAUCGAUAGUGGCGCUACCUAUAGCAUGACACCUCGCCCCGACUUGCUCACCGAACUCGAGCCGUCACCGGUGAAGCAUGUCACAUCGGCUUUGGGGCAGCGAGCAGAGGUGAAAGGCAUGGGGAAGGCCAUGUUCAAGGGUGCUGAUGGGAAGAUGGUGGGCCUCAAGAACGUGCUUUGGGUGCCCAGCCUUGCUGCGAACCUGAUUUCCGUGCGGCGGUUGGCGAAGGCCGGCAUGGACACGAACUCGAAGGGAGCCAAGACCUACACCGCAAGGAUUGGCGACCGAAUUCUAUGGGACCUUCAUGAGGAUAGGGAUGUCUACAACGAGAUGUGGCAGAUCCCUGUGGUCCCUAAGCCCAAGGAGAGACAAGUGGCAGCAAGCGUCAGCACCAAGGGUGACGCGGUUGGUAGCGGUGAUGGCGCAAACGGUCGCGCUAAGGUGAACGAGCUCAGAAAGAGCAAACCUGGCGGGAACAGCAAGCUGUGUGAACCUAAGGAGAGAGGUGCAACAGCCAUGGAGCAGCACAAGGGUGAGGAGAACCCCGAGGCAGCAGCGAAGGAGGACUACGGAGAGAGUAUGUGGGGCGCUAUUGCGAGUGCGGCAUUCUCCAAUCCGACUUCGGCUACGGGGGAGUGUGAUUGGCUCACCUUGCAUCGGCGAAUGGGGCAUGUGGCCCUGCCCAUCUUGCAGCAGCUAGUGAAGAACCAGAUGGUUGCUGGCAUACGUGUGAAGGGGGAGCCCGAUGAGGUGCUUGGCUGCCCGACGUGCAUGCAAGCCAAGUUCACCCGUUUCCCGUUCUCUAGUUCGGAGGCAACGGCAAAGGCACCGCUUGAUGAGGUGAUUAUGGACGUGGUGGGCCCCCUGAAGCUUGGAGCUGCUGGAGCUGAGUAUUUCCUCACCAUAGUGGAUGUCUACACCCGCAUGACCUGGGUGUACGUGCUGGCCAAGAAGAGCGACGUGGCUGAAACGUUGAAGACGGAUUGGUUCCCGAUGGUGGAGCGGCAACAAGACCGACUAGUGAAGUCAAUCCGCACCGAUCGAGGGGGAGAGUUCCUGAGCAAGGACUUUUCGUUGUGGCUGAAGAAGAAUGGCAUAAGGCACUCCCUUACCAUGCCAUACUCCCCUGCAAUGAACGGCAUCGCCGAGCGAGCGAACCGGACGAUCACGGAGGCGGUUCGCGGGUUGCUCAUUGAAGCCAGGCUACCCGACUAUUUCUGGCCUGAUGCGGAAGCCAAAUGUGGAUAUGCUUCGGGUGUUCGGGUGCAUGUGUUGGCGCUCGUGCCUAAGCAUCUUCGGCACAACAAGCUUGGUGCCAAGGCGGUGUGGGCCGUGCACUUGGGCAUGGCUCAAAACAGCAAGGGGUGGCUUCUUUGGGAUCCAUUCACCAAGAAGUUCAUGGUGAGCAGGGACUGCAAGUUCAUGGAAAACUUCAUGUACAAGGAUUGGAAGGCGGAGAAUGAGGCAAAGAUAGGCGUGCGGUUUGGGGAGGUGAAGAGUUCCGGGUUGGAGCAUGUGGAGCUGCCUUUGGAGCUGAGCAGCGGCAGCACCACCACAAGGCAAUCUUCCCUUGUGAAUGGGGGAGAGGAGGCCAAGGAUGCAGAGGAGGAAGAGGAGGAGGUGCAGCAACAACGCCAAGGCCUUCAAGUCCCUGCAGCUGAGGAAGGAAGGGUGAAGAGGAAAGUCCAACCCCCUAGAAGGCUGACAUAUGAUGCGCCGGGAGAGCCGGGCAAGACGGCCCUGGCCGGAGCGGCAAUGAUGGUCGGAGACGACGAGGAAAGCGACUACGAGGAGUGUGCCUUCGCGUUCUUCUCUCCGGUGGAGAUGCCGGGGGAACCAGCAACUCUCAAGGAGGCCUUGGAGAGUGGUGAUGCUGAGGAGUGGAAGAAGGCAAUGGAGAGUGAGCUGAAGAGCAUUGAGGAGAACGACACGUACGAGUUGGUGGAGCUACCGGAGGGGCGUACGGCGAUUACGUCCAAGUGGCUCUUCAAGAUCAAGUCCGACGCCGACGGCAAGAUCGAGCGCUACAAGUCUAGGCUGGUGGCCAAGGGGUACCAGCAGAAGGAGAAUGUGGACUACAAGGAGCUGUUUGCUCCUAUGGUGAAGCCGACGACGCUGCGAACCCUACUCGCGGGAGCCGCGAUCAAAGGUUGGGUGGUGAAGCAGCUAGACAUCGUAACGGCGUUCCUCAACGGAAUCCUCGAGGAGGAGAUUUUCAUGGCGCAGCCAGAGGGGUUUGAUGACGGUAGCGGCAGAGUGUGGAAGCUGAAGAAGGCCCUCUAUGGGCUGAAGCAGGCCCCUAGACAAUGGUACCUGAAGCUGCGUGAAGUGUUGGAGGAGAUCGGCUUCACUCCCUCAACGGCCGAUCACUCCUUGUUCAUGCUUGGCGAGGGGGAGCAGAGGAGCUUCAUGGUGGUGUACGUGGACGACAUCCUGAUCUUCUCACCCUCCUCUGACCUUGUGAAGGAGGUGAUGCUGAAGCUGCAAGACAAGUUCAAGUGCAAGUCCCUUGGGGACGUGAACUUCUACCUUGGGCUCCACAUCGAACGAGACGUGGAGAAGCGGUGCAUGCGGGUGCACCAACGCAAGUACCUGGAGGCAUUGGCUGCCAACUUUGGGCAGAAUGAAGGCCAUGUGGCUACACCCUUUCCCUCUGGGUUCAAGUGUGUGAAGGGACCAGAGGAGGAGAGCGUGGGUGAAGAGGAGAGGCGCCGAUUUCACUCGUUGGUGGGCAGCCUCAUGUAUGCGGCAGUCAACACACGACCGGAUGUCGCGUUUGCUACCGGGCAGCUAGCUAUGGUGGUGCAAUGCCCUGAGGAGCAGGUAGCUGCUGGAAUGAGGGUGGCCAAGUACCUUGGCCAAACACCGACUGUUGGGCUGCAAUACUCGGCAGCGGCACAAAGGCGCCAAAAGGGCGCGGAUGGUGUGGAACCCGGGCGUUUGUUCCUCACCGCAUUCUCGGAUGCCUCCUAUGCAUCGGAACCAGAGGACAUGACAAGUGUUGGAGGGUUCAUUUGCUGUGUUGGUGGAGGUCCAACUGCUUGGGAAAGCAAGAAGCAGGUUGACCAAGCUUUGAGCUCGGUGGAGUCCGAGUACAUGGCACUCUUCCGUGCGGUACGGGAGAUUGUGUGGCAGCGACGCUUGUUGGCUGAAUUGGGGGAGGAGCAGCAAGGACCUACCCCACUCUACUGUGACAGCCAAGGAGCCAUUGCUCUAGCCAAGAACCCUGUGUUGCAUGGCCUGACAAAGCACAUGAGGGUGAAGUGGCACUGGACAAGGAGCAUGGUGGCUGCGGGUGAAGUUGAGUUGCGCUACGUGAAGACGACGGGGCAGCCGGCAGACAUGAUGACCAAGAGGCUGGUGGAGCAGCAGCAUUGGAAGUGUUGCAAGCUGGCUGGGAUGGCUCUGAACUGA